AUGGACGACAUGGAGACUCUCGCAAGGGAAAAGAACGACGAGUAUGCCUCUAUAAUAUACCCCAACACAGUCAUAAAAGGUGUGGGGAUUGUUACGGGAUUUUCAGGAAAUAUACUGGUGUUUUCACUCUACACUUUCUGGAUUCAGAACAACGAAGAUUCCCGUUACUUCAUACCAUUUCUAGCAAUGGUGGAUGCGCUUGGAAGCUUGACGCAAGGAACUUUUUAUCUCUUAGCUGACGAUGGAGUGAAAGAAGAAGAAUUGUCUUUUAGAGGACAGAACUUUACAGGUUUCGUAUGUAGAAUGGUCAUGGAAAUUUCAUCUUCUACAACCAUAUACGUCGGUUUUCUAUUUCUUCUAACUCUAGGCAACGUCAUUGCUACAGCAAUUCUUUAUGUUCCAGUUUGCAAGACCGUGUAUCGGGCGAUUAAGUCAAUGAAAAAAAGAAAAAAGACACAAAACGGUUCCAUUAACAUGAGGCAGCAGUCUGAGUCCAUUCAGGAAACAAUGCUUCACAAUGACGAUCGCCUUUCUAAAGCCAAUGGUCUGAGCAAAAACAAAACGCCUACGAGCACCAAUGGCAAUAGCGCCUCGACCCGAAUCAGCCUUAUGUUCCUCACUGUGAUAGCAGUGUAUAUUAUUUCUUAUAUACCAGGUUUUAUAGUAGUUAUUAUUAAUCACACCCAUAAAAACUUUGAUCCACUACAACUUUCAGAUGCUGGACUGAAUACUUGGAGAUUCUUUAACACCAUCUUCUUCUUUAAUCAUGUCUGUAACCCAUUUAUUUACUGGUACUAUGACAAAAAAAUCAGAAGGGCUUUGGCUAAUCUUUGUGGCAAAAAGAACUAG
This is a messenger RNA of Saccostrea cuccullata (small rock oyster), 849 nucleotides long. RefSeq lists its product as uncharacterized. Gene Ontology annotation, molecular function: neuropeptide receptor activity. The record is from RefSeq and is a predicted model, not a curated record. The coding region runs from base 1 to 849 and encodes 282 amino acids. Gene Ontology annotation, cellular component: plasma membrane. Gene Ontology annotation, biological process: neuropeptide signaling pathway. Lineage: Eukaryota; Metazoa; Mollusca; Bivalvia; Ostreida; Ostreidae. The transcript has 2 exons.